Molecule: messenger RNA, 699 nt
Organism: Drosophila busckii
Lineage: Eukaryota; Metazoa; Arthropoda; Insecta; Diptera; Drosophilidae
Exons: 2
Coding region: 41-610 (189 amino acids)
Source: RefSeq, a predicted model, not a curated record
GUCAUAAUUUAAUUCAUCAAGUGGUUCUUAAGCAAUCAACAUGAUUUGUAACGCGAGUAAAUCUGUGCUUCUGUGUGCCGGGCGUAGCUUUGGAGGAAUCAUAAACAAAACUAUUCAACCCUUUCACAAAAGUUCUGUGACACACAAUCCAACCGCGCCAGUUCCUGCUCCGUCAUUGCCGCUUCCUAACAAUGUUGACGCCGCAGAGUCGACGCGCUUUUCUCCACAACGCUCGCGUGACAUUUCUGACAACAUAAUGGCCAUGUCAUAUGCGGCAAUUUCAAUGAUUGACAUUACUACGGAUAACAGUUUGACGGCUUCACAGGACAUGCAGUUGAGGUCCUCUUCCUUGCAAGAUCCUUAUGUGCAGUCGUACGAUUGCUUUGGCGCCGUCAGCUUGAAUGCGGUCAUGCAAAGCAAUGUGCCCACACCGUUUGGUGGCAUGCACAAAUUCUCGCAUCUGAAUAUGCCGGGUGGACAGUGGUCACAGGAAUACAAGUUUACUUCACAGAAUAUGCAGGACUCUCAUUAUCGAGCGCUGCGCGAGAGCACCCGUGCCGAUUGGGUUACCUAUGAUCAGAAUGCCAUUAUUACCAAAUGCAAGGAUUAACGAAAACGACCUCAUCGUUUUUGAUUAUUAUUUAUAAAUAUUAUAUUAUAUGCAUACUUAUUUAUAGCCACGCCAUAUCAUAAACAAAC